AUGGAGACACCUACUAAGGAGUACCUUGAGGAGGUACUGGCCAUGAACAUCCCUGAAAUCAACGAAAUCAAUGAGAUCAAUGGUAAACAAUUAGAUAUUAUAGCCACAAAUGUUAAUAGAACUAUACAAGAUUUGAACUUAAUAUGUCAUGAAAUCGGGUAUUCAAAUGUAGAUAUUAGCUUGAAGAAGUCAGAAAUCUUUCAGGUACUUGAAGAAACCAUUCAGAACUUUACCGGUAACUUAGAAAGAGAAAAGGAAAGUAUCAUCAAUGAAUGUGAAUGGUUAAGACAACAAAUAAGAAUUAUUUUAUCAAUGGUAAAUGAUACUAAUGGGACUAAAUUAAGUGAAAUGAACAGAGGAAUUGUAUUUCAAGACUGGGAAAGUUAUGAUAGAGGAUAUAAGCUUGAAAUAGAGAAGAAAUUAAACUGUUUAAAAACUAGAAGAGAUGAUUUUUAUGAAGACUCACCUUUCAAUAUCAGUAAUAAUCAUGAAAUAAACCUAGAGAAGACUUAUGAGAAGAAAAUGAAUGAAAAGACCCCUUCAUUAACAUUAUUGCAAAACAAAAAUAAACUUAAUUCCAUAUUCCUUGAUGUUUUAAAGAUAUUCAUUAAGAAUUUCAAAAAAUUCAAUACUUUACAUUUGAAAUUGAUCGAAAUAAUGGAGAGUUUAGGGGAGGAAAAUGAUAUAAAUCCACCUAGAAAAGAUUCAGAAUAUCAUAGAGAGUUAAUCGAACAGUUUGAAAAUACUAUAAAAUGUUUAAGAUUAUCUGAUAAUACCUCAUCUUUUGCAUUAAACGAUAAUGAUAACGUACAAUUCAUAGUUUCCAGUCCUAAGAAAGGUAAACCUCAACCCAGAGACAUUAGUAAUACGUCAAGUGAUAUCAUGAACGAUUUAAGAGACAUAAACUAUAAUAUUGUUCGAGUAAUAAGGAGUCUUAAUUUCACCAAAAUAGACCAUAAUUUGAUCCAAUCAAUAAAUGAUAAAAUUUCCCAUUAUGAAAUACAAUUGAAUGAAAGAACAAGUAAGAUGAAUACCAUAAUAAAUCAAUGUUUCGAUAUCAUUGAAAAUCUACAAUUUAAUGAUGAACAAUUAAUGAAUAUUCAGAAAUUCUAUAGUGAUCAAGAAGGUGGAUACUUUGAUCUAGAAACGUUGAAGUUUAUUCAAUUGAAUCCUAAAGAGUUUGGAUUGAACACUGUUCAUUUGAAUUUCAUUGAAAAUUUCCAAAAUUUAUUAUUAAAAAUCAAACAAUCCAAAGAGAAGAAAUGGAAUUAUUAUUACACUAACUGUUCAAAACUUUGGGAAAAGUUGAAUGAAGAUAAUGCAUACAUAGACAACUUUGUUAAUUGUAAUAGUAACUUGACAGACAAUUCCAUAAUUAAUUUCAAAAUGGAGUUGAAUCGAUUGAUGACUAAAAGGUCAAAGAACAUCGAUAAGUUCAUUAUUGAUACCAAGAAUGAAAUCAAUAGUUAUUGGGACAAAUUGUAUUAUACUGAGGAUCAGAAAAAGGCAUUUAAACAUUAUCAAUUCAAAGCAAAUUUCGAUGAAAGUUUCGAUAAGGAAGUUAUACUAAAUGACCAUGAGACGGAAUUAAGUAAUCUCAAAGAAGAAUAUAAUAACAAGAAACUUAUACUAGAAGAAUAUGAACAAUUGAAUGAACUUUUGAAAGAUAAAGAAUUCCUUAUGGAAUCAUCAAAAGAUUCUUCAAGACUUCUAAGCAAAAAUUCAUGUAAGAUUCUUUUGAAUGAAGAAAGAAUAAGAAAGAAACUUUUAAAGACCUUACCUAAAUUAAUAUCAGACUUGAAAGCCAAAGUUGUUGAGUAUAAUAAUCAUCAAUUAAGCAAUGAAGGAAGAACUUUUACCAUCCAUAAUGAAGAUUUCUUUGAAAAAUUACUUUUGAUAGAAAAUCAACAAGUCAAAUCAAGACCAUUAAGAAGAAAAUCUCCCGUUAAACUGACAAAGACUGUUCAAAAACCAAAUGCUAAGCCUAGAUCAGUGCCCAAUAGAAGAAGAAUAGUGGCUACUUUAGAAUCAAGUCCUUUCAAGGAAACUUCAAGAUUAAAACCUUUACAAUCACCAUUAUUACCUCAUAAUAUGAAUUAUUCCCCUAAUACCAAUGUACCAUCAAAAUUAUCACCUAAAUUAUCACCUUUGAGAUACAAUUUGUCACCAACAAUAUCGACCACAUCAUUUAAAUCUCCUGGAUCAGUCAGAUCAACUCCUGAAGAUAAAGAGAAUAUUACUUUUGAUAUAGAUUUAGGAUUAACUCCUAUUAAAGUGUCAGAUUUGAAUUGGGAUAAGACAUCUACUCCUACUAGGAGUUCGAUUGCCAGGAGUUCUAUAGCUAGAAGUUCUAUGGGUGAUAUCAUGUCAGAUUAUCAACAAUGGAGAGAAGAGAGAUUAAGAAACUAG
This is a messenger RNA of Yamadazyma jaroonii, 2409 nucleotides long. NCBI's taxonomy places the organism in Eukaryota, Fungi, Ascomycota, Pichiomycetes, Serinales, Debaryomycetaceae. The record is from the annotation of a GenBank genome assembly.